AUAGACAGUAUACUGCCUAGUAGUACCUGCUGCUCCAUUUAUUAUACUGGCAGUGUUUCCUUGGUGAAGACCCAUUCUCAGAGGGUAGAACGUGGCCACCAAACUGAUCUGUGCUGAGGCUAUGCAGGUGCGCUGGAUGUACUGCCUCUGCCGUCUUGCUUUUGAGACCUUCUGCCCGUGAGCACUCUGCAGGCUGUUUUAUAGCAAUGGACUUGGACCCAUAUGCAAGCAUGCAGGUUGGGAUGCGGGUGGUCCGUGGAGUGGACUGGAAAUGGGGAAAUCAGGACAACGGCGAAGGAAAUGUUGGGACUGUGGUUGAGAUUGGUCAGCAAGGCAGUCCAACAACACCAGAUAAGACGGUGGUGGUCCAGUGGGAUCAUGGGACCAGAACCAACUAUCGGACUGGAUUCCAAGGAGCUUAUGACCUUCUUCUGUACGACAAUGCACAAAUAGGUGUGCGCCAUCCCAACAUCAUCUGCGACUGCUGCAAGAAGCAUGGGAUCAGGGGAAUGCGGUGGAAAUGCAAGGCGUGUUUUGACUACGACCUGUGCACGCAGUGCUACAUGAACAACAAGCACGACCUCUCACAUGCUUUCGAGCGCUACGAGACCGCACACUCACGACCGGUCCUAGUGAAUCCACGACAGAACCUGACUCGUAUGCAGUUAAAGGGCACCUUCCAGGGGGCUAAGGUAGUCCGUGGCCCAGACUGGGAAUGGGGCAAUCAGGAUGGUGGUGAAGGCAAAACUGGGAGAGUGAUGGACAUUCGUGGCUGGGAUGUGGAGACUAGCCGAAGUGUGGCCAGUGUCACGUGGACUGAUAGCACCACAAAUGUUUACCGCGUUGGACACAAGGGCAAGGUGGACCUCAAGUGCAUUGUGGACGCAUUGGGUGGCUUUUACUACAAAGAGCAUCUCCCAAAAUUAGGAAAGCCAGCUGAACUGCAGAAGAAAGAGAGCACGGCUCGGCACCCUUUCCAGCACGGUGACAAAGUGAAGUGCUUGCUGGACGUCGAUAUCUUGCGAGAGAUGCAAGAGGGACAUGGGGGUUGGAACCCUAAAAUGGCUGAGUUCAUUGGCCAGACAGGCACUGUGCACAGGAUCACAGACCGAGGGGAUGUGAGGGUCCAGUUCAACAGCGAGACCCGAUGGACUUUCCACCCAGGAGCCCUGACCAAACUCAACACCUUUUGGGUGGAUGAUGUUGUCCGAGUGAUAGAUGAUAUGGAAACAGUGAAGCGAUUGCAAGCUGGUCAUGGGGAGUGGACAGAUGAGAUGGCACCUACACUAGGGCACAUUGGCAAGGUGAUCAAGGUCUUUGGGGAUGGGAACCUGCGGGUGUCUGUCGGAGAGCAGUCCUGGACCUUCAACCCAGCUUGCCUCACAGCCUACCAACGAGAUGAGGAUGCCAACCUCAUGACAACGGAAAACGCCAAGGAGUCAAAAAGCACUCUGAUCAGCAUCCUGGAGAAGCUGCUCUCCCAGAAGGCAGAGUCAGAUCACCCAGGGCGCUUGGUCCUCGAGGCAGCACAUGGCAAUGCUGCAAAGGUCCGGGACCUGGUGCAGAAGUACCCUGACAAGGUCGACAUUAAGAACCAGGGCAGAACUGCGCUCCAGGUGGCAGCCCACCUGGGCCGGGUGGAGGCUGUGAAGGUCUUACUCCAAGCUCAUGCCAGCAUUGACCUGAGAGAUGAAGAGGGGGAUGCAGCACUGCAUUAUGCAGCUUUUGGGAACCAAGCGGAGGUUGCCCGCUUGCUCAUGAGCAAAGGAGCCAACGCUGACCUGCUGAAUAAUGCGAAGUGCACAGCGCUGUACGUUGCAGUCAACAAAGGAUUCAUGGAGGUGGUGCGGGCCCUUUGUGAGCAUGGCUGUGACGUCAACCUCCCGGACUCAUAUGGCGACACCCCCCUGCAUUAUGCUAUCACCACAGACUUCAAAGGCGUCAUUGAGAUCCUCACAGAAGUACCGAACAUUGAUUUCACCGUCCAGAAUCGCCAGGGCUUUAACCCACUGCACCACGCUGCUCUGAAAGGAAACAAGCUUGCCAUAAAGAAGAUCCUGGCAAGAGCCCGGCAGUUGGCUGAUGCUAAGAAAGAAGACGGCUUCACCGCCCUGCAUCUCGCUGCCCUCAACAACCACAAGGAAGUGGCAGAAAUCUUGAUUAAAGAGGGCCGCUGUGAUGUAAACCUCAAGAACAACCGGAACCAGACCCCACUGCACCUGGCCGUCACACAGGGGAAUGUGGAGAUGGUGCAGCUGCUGGUCAGUGAAGGCAGCGAUGUCAAUGCUGAGGAUGAGGAUGGGGACACGGCUAUGCACAUUGUCCUGGAGCGACAGCAGCUCAUGUCCAUCAUGUUGGAGGAGCAGGAAGGGGACGAGGGACAGUCACUCUUCACCAUGCUAAAGGCAUCAGGCUUCCUUGGGAACACAGAGCUGAAUGUUGGCUCUGCAAUUGCCUGUUACUUGGCACAAGAAGGAGCGGACAUUAAUUACGCCAACCACAGGGGAAAGUCUCCGUUGGACCUCAUCGCAGAUGGCCGAAUAAUCCUGAUCAUCAAGAACUUCGCCCAGAAAUUCAGGGAACAGCAAGCGUCUCUGGACAGUGCAACAGUGCCCUGCAGCCUACGCAGGGUGCACACCACCCCCAACACCAUGACCAACCUCAGCGUGUCAAACAUGGCUGCCCCCACCGAGUGCCUGGUCUGCUCGGAGCUGGCCCUGCUCAUCCACUUCUUCCCCUGUCAGCACAGCAUUGUUUGUGAAGAAUGCUCCCGGAGGAUGAAGAAGUGCAUCAAAUGUCAAGUGACAAUAACCAAAAAACUCAAACAAGACAGCACAGAGGUGGAGUGCAUCCCUAGCACUGAGUCCAUGGACCAGCAGAAGUUGAUGGAAGAGCUGCAGAGCCGCUACCGCCAGAUGGAGGAGCGCAUCACCUGCCCCAUCUGCAUUGACAACCAGAUCAAGCUGAUCUUCCAGUGUGGCCACGGCUCCUGUCCCGAGUGCAGCGCAGCCCUCAGCGUCUGCCCCAUCUGCCGGCAGCCCAUCCGGGAGCGGAUUCAGAUCUUCGUCUGAGGCCACACGUACCCGCCCCUCCGCCUGCCACCCCUUCCCUCUCCUGUGCGUGCAGCUGGGAAGCGCAGGACCCAUCCCACACUCUGAACCCAGAGCGAGUUGCUCGCACACCUGGCUCAGGAGGUGAGGUGUGGAGCUCAGUGGAGGUAGAAGGAGCCCUUCUUCCCACAGCUCUGCUCCCGUUCGGGAAGGCACAGCAAUGAUGGACAAGCAGCACGGUGCUGAGGAUGGGACGGGGCAGGAGACCAGAGAGGAGACUUAGAGGUUUCCACCAGCAGCCCUCCUAAGGACAGCCCUUCAGGGGGACGGCUUCUUGUCUGGUUCCUUGUGCUGGGGCAGGUUCACGGCCUGAUACAACUCUGGCAAGAGAAAUGGCACAGAAGCCCUCCGCACUUCACGGCAGGCUGUAGCAAAGCAAUGCUCUCGCACUUCACACUAGGAGGCCUCUGCUGGGAUUGGGGCUCACUGUGUGCUCUCCCACGGGGCGCUCAGUCAUGGGGGCCAGUGAGACGAUGUGUGCUCACUCCUCCCUGCUGGGCUGGACACGUGUUGAUUUGGGUUGGCUGCAGAGUCUGGACUGAACAUUUUCUGGAGCUGGAGUGUGUGCCUUAGAGAAGAAGCAGUGAUCCUUUCUUGGAGACAAUAUAUUGCUGCAACAAGUAUUUUUACCUCUAAGUGACACUCCUCCAAUGUACUCUUCUGGUUUUUUUCAGUUAAAUGUCCAGAGACUCUGAGCUUUCUAUCCGCAAUGCCAAAGGCAGGUGUCUGAUAUUCCAAACCAAGUGUAAAAUGAAAUAAAGAGUAAUAAAAUCCAACUAAUACAGUGGGAGAAAGGCAA
Gavialis gangeticus (Gharial) is the source of this 3909-nucleotide messenger RNA. RefSeq names its product mindbomb E3 ubiquitin protein ligase 2 (gene MIB2). The record is from RefSeq and is a predicted model, not a curated record. Gene Ontology annotation, cellular component: cytoplasm. Gene Ontology annotation, molecular function: protein binding; ubiquitin-protein transferase activity; zinc ion binding. Gene Ontology annotation, biological process: protein ubiquitination. The transcript is spliced from 19 exons. Bases 207 to 3071 code for a protein of 954 amino acids. Lineage: Eukaryota; Metazoa; Chordata; Crocodylia; Gavialidae.